Messenger RNA from Aedes aegypti (yellow fever mosquito), 773 nucleotides. RefSeq lists its product as uncharacterized. Bases 28 to 705 code for a protein of 225 amino acids. NCBI's taxonomy places the organism in Eukaryota, Metazoa, Arthropoda, Insecta, Diptera, Culicidae. The record is from RefSeq and is a predicted model, not a curated record. The transcript is spliced from 2 exons.
CAACCUCUAGCUUCAGUAAGAUUUCGUAUGUUCAAAAUGAAUCAACCAGUCUUCCUUUUAGUAGGAGCUAUGCUCCUACUGACAGUCACUUUCCGUCCAACAGCGGCCGAAGUCGACCCUGAGCAGAGUUGCAUCCCGGGCACUAUCGGUUCCAUAAAAUCAAACCUGAUGCGAACGCUCAUCAUCUGUUACGUCUACGGUUGCCCGGAAGAGGUGACAACCUCAAUUGCUGCGAACUUCAACCAAUUCCACAACGCUGACCUAUACCCGAACAACGAUACGACCGCGGCUGCGGCUACCGCUCCGAAGACACCGGUUCAAGAAGUCCCCCUCAAGAUUCUCUCCAAGCUGGCGAAGCUAACGUCGGCGAUGGAAAAGGAUCGUACCGCUGCCCUAACCGCCUGCACCGAUUACGUCUCGCUUCUGAACAAACUCGUCGUGGAUGUUCUGCAAAUAAAGAGCAAGUGCUACCUGGAACCACAAGCCCAAUACCCUCCGGAAACGACGGAAGACGGAGGGGCCAUCGAUUGCGACGAGAUGACCGUUUACAUGAAACAGAUGAAGAAGUACUUCAGCACCCAGUGCGACUCCAAGGGUAAGAACUGUCCGGACAAGCUGAAGUCGGCCGUCAGUUGGUUCAGUCGAGCCUACAAGCAGAUGGGCAAGAGCUGCUACUACGAUGCGUACGAGUAUUUGGAUCGAUAGAUUGUGGAAAAUUUAACACUUUGUACGGGAUGAUUUGGAAAUAAAUCAAUCAAUAAUAGACAGAAGAA